Elgaria multicarinata webbii is the source of this 5042-nucleotide messenger RNA. It is a transcript of the gene KPNA5, whose product is annotated as karyopherin subunit alpha 5. Gene Ontology annotation, cellular component: nucleus; nucleoplasm; cytoplasm. Gene Ontology annotation, molecular function: protein binding; nuclear import signal receptor activity. Lineage: Eukaryota; Metazoa; Chordata; Lepidosauria; Squamata; Anguidae. The record is from RefSeq and is a predicted model, not a curated record. The transcript has 14 exons. Bases 119 to 1738 code for a protein of 539 amino acids. Gene Ontology annotation, biological process: NLS-bearing protein import into nucleus.
GGUGAUGCUGGGAAGUGAGGAGGGAGCCGACUGAGUUUUCGGUGGGCUUGGAGCCGCCAUCUUGAAUUGCGAACCUGUCUAUUCCGAGGGGGGAAAGCGGCGGCCAGGGUCGCCUCCAAUGGAUACCAUGGCAAGCCCCGAGAAAGAUCAUUACCGAAUGAAAAGUUAUAAAAACAAUGCCCUGAAUCCCCAAGAAAUGCGGCGACGAAGAGAAGAGGAAGGUAUUCAGCUUCGGAAACAAAAAAGGGAAGAACAAUUAUUUAAACGCAGAAAUGUUUCUUUACUGGGAAAUGAAGAAUCUAUGCAAGAAAGUCCAAUCCAGGAUCCUGACGUGAGCUCUACCGUACCUAUUCCUGAGGAAGAUGUAAUUACAUGUGAUAUGGUACAGAUGGUUUUCUCAGAAGAUCCUAACCAACAACUUGCAGCUACCCAGAGAUUUAGAAAACUGCUUUCUAAAGAACCUAAUCCUCCAAUAGACGAAGUAAUACAAAAACCAGGAGUUGUGCAAAGAUUUGUGAAAUUUCUAGAAAAUAAUGACAAUUGCACUCUUCAGUUUGAAGCUGCAUGGGCUCUUACAAAUAUAGCAUCUGGAACAUUUCUGCACACCAAAGUAGUAAUUGAGACUGGAGCUGUUCCAAUUUUUAUUAAAUUGUUGAAUUCUGACCAUGAAGAUGUUCAAGAACAGGCAGUAUGGGCUCUUGGUAAUAUUGCUGGAGACAAUGCAGAAUGCAGAGACUAUGUGUUAAGCUGUGGAAUACUUCCCCCACUCUUACAACUCCUAACGCAUUCUAACAGACUUACAACAACUAGAAAUGCAGUUUGGGCACUUUCAAACCUAUGUAGAGGCAAGAAUCCACCUCCAGAUUUCAGUAAGGUUCGUCCUUGCUUAGGUGUUCUGUCAAGACUGUUGUUUAGCAGCGACCCAGAUGUAUUAGCAGAUGCUUGCUGGGCCCUCUCUUACCUUUCAGAUGGGCCGAAUGAUAAAAUCCAAGCAGUUAUUGAUUCUGGAGUCUGCCGAAGAUUAGUAGAACUUCUUAUGCACAAUGACUACAAGGUGGUAUCUCCUGCAUUAAGAGCAGUUGGAAAUAUUGUAACUGGUGAUGAUAUUCAGACACAGGUAAUUCUAAAUUGCUCUGCAUUACCCUGUCUCUUACAUUUGCUGAGUAGUCCCAAGGAAUCUAUUCGGAAAGAAGCAUGCUGGACAGUUUCUAAUAUUACUGCAGGAAACAGAGCUCAGAUUCAGGCUGUUAUAGAUGCAAAUAUAUUUCCAGUAUUGAUUGAAAUUCUUCAGAAAGCUGAAUUUCGGACUAUAAAGGAAGCAGCAUGGGCGAUCACUAAUGCAACAUCAGGAGGAACUCCUGAACAGAUUAGUUACUUAGUGGCAUUAGGUUGUACCAAGCCUCUCUGUGAUCUUCUGACUGUGAUGGAUUCUAAAAUAGUCCAGGUGGCCUUGAAUGGACUUGAAAACAUUCUACGACAUGGAGAGCAAGAAUCCAAGCAAAGUGGAAUUGGUGUUAAUCCUUACUGUGCCCGUAUAGAGGAAGCAUAUGGACUAGAUAAAAUUGAAAUUCUUCAAAGUCAUGAAAACCAGGAGAUCUACCAAAAAGCGUUUGAUCUUAUUGAACAUUAUUUUGGUGUGGAAGAGGAGGAUGCAAAUAUUGUACCACAAGUGGAUGAAAGUGAGCAGCAAUUUCUGUUUCAGCAACAGGAAGCUCCAAUGGAGGGAUUCCAGUUGUAAAUAUUCAGAGAAAUGUAAAAUCACUAGUACAUCAUGGUGGUGCCCUCCACUUGCUGGCCAAAGUCAGGAAAGGUGAGAAUGAUUUGCUGAAGACAGAUGAAGAAGCAGCUCAUGCACUUACGUGUUCCAUUAUUUUUAUACGUGUGUGUUUCCAUUGUCUUGUGUCCAGAAAUAGCAAUUAAACAGAACUAAACAUGUUAUGAGGCUUGAAUGCUGAUCUCAGUAAAACAUCAGAUACUGAUACCAAAUUUUUCAAGCACCUGCUAAAAAUGCAUUAUCGUGCAUAAACAGCUGUUGAUAUUUUGAAUUCUGGCAGUAGGGUUCACGUGCCCAAUUGAUACUAAAUCUACCUCUUUACAUUGGAGCAAAAACAAUGUUUCAGAACUAAAGUGUGACAUAUAAGCUCCUAGUAAAAGCUAAACUUAGAAUGUGAAAAUUAUUUAUUGAAAUAGUGAAAAUAUAGUUUUAUGCGUGAUACUUUGCGAUAAACUGGUGAAAUAUAUUUAUAUUUAAAAACAUAACACUUAUUGGAGUGCACUGCUGGUUACAUGAUUUAACAUUAAAAUAUAGCAAAAAAUGUUUUUCUGCUGUUUGAAAAGAGAUGGUAGCUAGUUUCAGUUUGUAUUUUAUAUAGGCCUUGCUGCCUAGCCAUGUCAGGAAAGUUCCCUCUCCUUUCUUACAUUUGUUCAGUGGUAUUGCAACUAGAGUUGCGAAUUUAUUUAUUUUUUUUACUGGCUACUGUAGGUGUACCUUUAGCAGCAGGUUGAUGUGCAGCAGGAUAAUAAUGUUCAUCUUCAUGCUGUGAAAAGCAUGGAGUGCUUUCCAUCUCUUGGUUUUUAGCCCAUCAAAUUGCUGUUCAAGCAAGUGCAGCUGUGUUUUCUGUUCAGUAAACAGACCUGAUUAUGAAUUCAGGGGGAAGGGAUUAUUUAUACUUACCUUAUAAUAUGUUCUGGAUUCUUGUGAAGGUGAGGGAAGCUUUCUAUAGAUACAGACUAGAGAUUGUGAAUAGAAAUCUACAUGUUUAACUUAAAUGCUACCAAAGUGUGUAAAACCGCAAUAUUCCUUUUCUUGAAACACUGAUUACCUUUUUAUUUACACACAGUCGAUGUAUUGUGUUUGACCAAAUACACUAAUGCAUAACCUUUGAUUACCCGUGUCCCCCCUUUUUUUUUUUUUGCAAGGUUAGUUCAUUUUUAAAACAACACUUUGAUUUGAACAGGCCACCAAAAGUAUUUCUUGUUACGACUUUGUAGUAAUGCUGCAUUUGGAAAAUACAUUUUCCAGAUAAUUGAAGGAAAAGGAAAAUGGUUUUGUUGUAAAUACUAGUAGGUGCUUGAGUAUGGACAUUUCUCUGGCAAUGUAUGCAAAAUAUUUAAAACUAUGUAAUACCAGGCAAUUUUUAAAAAACUAAAAUGAGAACCUGAGGCCAAUUUUGUUGCAGGAUUUGAAUCCGUAUAGUUUCCCCCUGUAUAGCACAAUUAAAGUAUUCUGAAUAAUUUUGCUUAUCAGAAAUGUCCUGACCUAUGUGAUGUUUUUUCAAAGUUGUGUAUAAUUGCAGUUGAUUGCCUUUUUAUAGUAUUGUGUAACUUUAAAAAUCAAUGCACUCCAAAUUUAUCUGUAUCUUAUAUCUGCCAACAAAUCCAAACUUUAAAGUUGAAACCCUGAUCAUUCAAUCAUAUUUCCAAUCCUGUGAAUGCUCUAUGCAAGGACCUGCCAUAGCAAGGCUGCAAAGAGGUUGUGUGGAGAAAAAAAGCCAUGGCUGGCAAUGUGGUUGUGCAUACUGCAUAGCUGUUGAUAAAAUGUUCAUUUUUGUCCAAUGUCAGGUCAGUACUUUAAGGGAUUUCUGAAUGAAACCACUUGGAGUGCUUAUCAGAUGUUAGGCAGGUCAGGAGCAAGAAGAGUGCCCACAUUCAGGUACUUCCUGCUCUAACCUUACCAAAGUGGAGACUGAGAGACAUCUGUUCAGCCUCAGUUGUGAAAACUGGUAGUGUGAAACAGACAGCCUUCUACUAUGUACAUGGAUCAUUGCAGCGUGGCCAAUACUGAAGUAUAAGUGAAUGAAGUGCAGCCUCACUUGUAUACCUGCUGGAAUUCAAAUGUACCUUAAAGUAAAAGAGUGCAUAAUAGUGCUGUUAGCUCUGAUUUCUGUUGCUUUGAGCAGAUAACGCCCAGUGUUAAGAGUGAAUUUGUCCCCUUACUAAUAAUUUUAGUUUGGAAUUUUGGUGUUUGAGUGUUCUGUAUCAUUCAUUCCAAGUACAGGUUAAUGAAAAUGGUCAAUGAAAAUUGAAUUGAUCAGAAUUAUUCUAUUAUGUAAACAAACAAAGAUCUAGGUUGACAGGGUAUUCCAUUAUUUUGUUGUAUAUAUAAAAAAACCUACCAGUUGUGCCUGCUCUUAAUUUGAUAAUUUAGUAGAUGCUGUCAUCUAAACAUUUUCAUCUGAACCAAAUCCAAGACUAUGUACAAAUCUUAGAAGAAAUAAAAAGAGGUAAACACAUUUAAAAUGCAUCUAAUUGUUUUGAAAGGAUAUCUUCAUCUGGUGAAUAUCAUGACUAUGAAAAUUUCAGAAUGGUCAUGUUGCUGAGGGUGUAAUAUUGUGGUUUUGAACUUUUAAAUAUCAAUAUUUGGUUUACCACCGAAUUCUUACACUUCAGACUGAAAAGCCUUGCAUGUUUAUAUAGUGAGGUUCCAGGUUUUACCCUUUUAGUAAAACAGGUAUGAGUGGCACCUGCAGUCUGUACAGGGUUCUAGAACAAAGUAACCAAAAUUAAGUUGUAAAUUGUUUUGAGAUAGCUUUCCGCCUAUUUAAAUUAUACAAGUUCAGUGUUUCCUUAGUACAGAUUGUGAGACUCUCACAUAAUUGCCUGAAUUUGACAUGACUUUUUAAUCUAUGCAACCAUGCCAAGUAUGUAUUUCAGAUACAAAGCUAUCAUGGGCUUUCAUUCCAACAGGUUUACAUUAUUAAAUGGGCUAAUGUCUUAAAAUAAAAUUACGAUUUUAACACAUUAUCUCAGUUGCAUUUAUUUACUUAAGCCUUAUUUAUCAUCUUUUUUUUUUUUGGUAUUACUUUAAAUUCUCAAAUUUAUUUGGAAAAUUAAAAUGCCUAUUAUAAAACUAGGAAGAUUGAGAUCUAUAACAAUUCUUCUUGCUCAUUCUUGUUACUGUAUUUUCAAAUGAUCAUCUGUAAUUUGUUGCAUCUGUAAACGCAAACUGGAGGCUCUAACUGAACAAACUUACAAAUAUGGACAGUAUGCAAUAUUAGGGAAUGUUACUACAAUACAAGACUAAUAAAGGUAUUUUACAAAAA